AUGUUGACAAGGAAGCACAAGUACAUUCAUCAGGAAAACACCGCAGUGGAAGGAAGUUGUAGUGUUGUGAUCCAAAAGAUUCUUCCACCUAAGCAUAAUGACCCUGGUAGUGUAACUAUUCCUUGUUCAAUAGGAGAAGUCAAUGUGGGUAAGGCUCUGAUUGAUCUAGGAGCCAACAUUAAUUUGAUGCCACUCUCCAUGUGUAGAAGAUUAGGAGAGUUGGAGAUUAUGCCCACUCGAAUGACUCUACAAUUAGCUGACCGAUCCAUUACCAGGCCCUAUGGAGUAAUUGAAGAUGUAUUGGUCAGGGUAAAUCAUUUUAUCUUCCCAGCAUAA
Glycine soja is the source of this 336-nucleotide messenger RNA. RefSeq lists its product as uncharacterized. The transcript has a single exon. The record is from RefSeq and is a predicted model, not a curated record. NCBI's taxonomy places the organism in Eukaryota, Viridiplantae, Streptophyta, Magnoliopsida, Fabales, Fabaceae. The coding region runs from base 1 to 336 and encodes 111 amino acids.